AUGAGCGGCGGCGGGCGGCCUGCGCAGGGCCAGGGCCCGGCCCUCUCGGCCCGCGGCGCCCGCAUCGCCGGCGCAAUCCCCGAGCGGGAACCCAGCGGGCGGGUCCCUCCUCCAGCCCCGGCGUCGUUCAAUAGCUGCCAUCUCUUCCAGGGCGUCCUGAAUUUGGGCACAAGUGACAAGCUUUGCUUUGACCUGAUAGAGGAGAGACUCACAAGACCUGAUAUGAACUAUCUGGAGCCUGAGCUUUUCCAGUAUUGUGAUACACAAGGUACUAGAAGCUUCCGAGAAUAAAUUGCCAAAUUUCUAACUGACUAUGCCAGAGCUGCAAAAGCAUUGAAUCCGGAACAUAUAACUGUUAUGAAUGGCUGUUGUGCUGUUUUUGCUACUCUGUCAACUGUAUUAUGUGACCCUGGUGAUGGAUAUCUUAUUCCAGCUCCAUACUAUGGUGGUAUAAAUUUGAAAACAUGGCUAUAUGGCGGGAUACAGCCUGUUCAUGUGCCCUUGUUCAGUGAGGUGACUGAUGAAGAAAGUCAUCCUUUCCGGUUAACAGUUGAAAAAUUGGAAGAUGCAUUGCAGAGAGCUAAAAAGCAGGGCAUCCGAAUCAGAUCAUUAAUCCUGAUCAACCCCCACAACCCAUUAGGGGACAUUUACUCAGCACAAUUACUGAAAGAAUGUCUAGAGUUUGCACACCGAUACAAAUUGCAUGUAAUAAUGGAUGAAAUAUACAUGCUGUCUGUUUAUGAUGAUACCACCUUCACCAGUGUUCUUAGCUUAGAUUGUUUACCAGAUCCAGAACGGACACAUUUUAUGUGGGGUUUUAGCAAGGAUUUUGGUAUGAGUGGUAUCAGAGUUGGAGUAUUGUACACCAGAAAUUAUGUAAUUCGGAAAGCUGUAAAUCAACUGGCUGUCUUCCAUAGCUGUCCUGGACUUGUUCAGCACAUUCUCAGUCAAUUCGUUAGGGACAGAGAUUGGUCGGAUAAUGUGUUUUUUCCCACCAACAAAAAGCGACUUAAAGAAGCACAGAAUAUUCUCGUGGAUGGGCUUGCAGAUGUUGGAAUACCCGUGCUGAAAAGUUUGGGAGGACUCUCUGUGUGGGCAGAAAAGUAUUUCUUAAAAUCACAGACAUUUGAAGCUGAACUUGAAUUAUGGCAGAAGCUUCUUGAUAAAAAACUCCUUAGUCCUGGAAAAGCUUUUUAUUGUUAUGAACCUGGAUGGUUUAGACUGGUUUUCUCCGAUUCUGCAGAUAAGAUUUACUUGUGUAUUCAGAGACUUGAGCAAAUGUUGCACAGUUACGCUGCUGAACCUGUCACAAACAACACAUUAUCCACUGCAGAUGCUUUGUGCAAUCCAGAAAAAGAUACUUCAGGAGAACCUACAAACAUACCAGGGAAAGAUGUCUCCCAGAUAGAAAAUACACGUGAGAAAUACAUGGAAAAAACAACACGGCGCAGAACAAGAAUCAGUGAGGGAGAAGAUGAGUCAGCAAGAUCCUGGAGGAAGAAGCGCCCCACCAAAAGAACAAAGAGAGAAGAUCUCCUGACAUUCUACCUUCGUAUGCAGGAUGAAAAAAAAAACCAUUCCUCUGCAAACAAGCAAAAUGACAUUUUCACUCUGCCAUGUCCGGAUUCCUUGAGGAGAGACAUUGAAGUCCUUCAGUGUUUCAUUAAGAUGAAUGAACUACAUGAAGAUGUUGUCCAUGAAGAACUUACUAUUGUCACUGAAGAGACUGAAGUUAUGAAAAAAUAAGUUACCAAAGAAAAAUAACCUCACUGAAGCUGUAAGCCAAAUGCAAGAAGAAAGGAGUCAGUCAGCAAGCAGAAGUUCCCCGAGAGCUUGAACCAAGAAAUUAAUGUAAUUUUUCCGAAGUGGCAAUGCUCAGAGUUCUUUGAUUUUUCUUACAAAGAUUUGACAAGGAAAACAACCGAGUUUGAAAGUCAGCCCAGAGAAGAACAAAGCUCCAUGGACUAUGCUGAGGCAGCACAAGGAUUUUACAGUGGUCCCAAGUGAAAACCUUGGGAACUGCAGAGAAAGGAGGGAAAGCAUAUGAGUGGAGGGGGUCAGUCUGGUUACUGCAAGUAUCUUUUAAGAGCUGUUAUUUUUAACUUUCUCACAGUUGUCAAUUUAAUAAAGGUUAAUCAGCAAAAAAGAAAUCUAGAGGAAGUGAAAGGUGAGAAAGGAGAGGAAGGCCAGCAGCAAAGUCACCUUGGAAUUACUGCAACACACUGGUCAUGGGCACGCAUCUCACUUAUGUAGCAACUGAAGUUACUUAAGAUUUAACCCUGUAUUAGCAGGAUGCUGGUAAUUUCUGAGCAUUUUGAACUAUGGACAGUAUCCCUUAAAUUUAGCACCUACUCCCUUAAUGCCAACUAUUCUUCCUUGUAUUUGAAGAGGGCAGAACUGAGGCUGCAGGCUGAAAAAAAUACAUCUGGUUCCUGCUGUCACAGAUCCUGCCCUAUUAUAAGUUGUCAAUACCUGAGACUUUCAAAAUGUAUUUCAUCUUAAAUCAAAGCUUUUCAUGAAGUCAAAACACAAGCCUAGUACAACUUUUAUAGACUUUUAUACAAUGUGAGGCUUCUGGGUGCUAUAGUCACAUGUCCCAAAAGAAAAAAACAAAGCUGAGAAAAUCUGUAAAUGUAAAUUUAAGGCCACUUACAGCUCUUAUCACUCACAGGCAGCAGGAACUGCUAACCCCAGGGAGUUCAGGCCAUACAAGCACACCUCACAGUGUUUGGAGCUGACUGGCUUGUAAAAAGCUUAGUGCAGAGAACUUUAACAUUGGUAUUUUAGUAUGUAGCGUUUUUCCCAUUCUGCUAUUUAAAUAUUUUCAUUGGUAUACUGAGACUGUUGAUAUAUAUAAUUAGUCAGUAUUUCCUUUAGCAAAUGUUUUUUUAAUUUUAAUUGCUUGAGGAAUUUUUCUUACUAUCAUUAAUUUCAAAGACUGAAAAAACAACUUAAAAUCAAUUUUAAGAGACCAAGCUAACACACACACAAAAGUAAUAGGAAUAGGAGACUGAAAUCACAAGUCAGUGUUGGCUCGCUCAGGAAAUGACAAUAUCUUUCUGCCCUGAGAAUGCCAGGACAGCAAAGCCAAGUAACAAUUUUUAAAUCUGCAUCCAGCUUUCCAAGAAAUGUAUUCCCUUAUAUAAGCAAAGUUUAGCAGGAAACUACGUAUGUAGGCUUACGUUUUAGAUUCAGCUGAACAAAAUUCCCUUAAAAGGUGGCUGUUAAAUAGAGUACUGCCUUGCGGAUCAUCGGUUUUAGUCUGAAGAAGACAAAUCUAAGUAGAUCACUCCUCUCCAGUGUAACGGGAAACUUAACUGCAUCACUGACUGUGUUUAGUGUCUAUUUAAAGCUAGUCUUAAAUUAUUCAAGGAGUAAACAAAACCUACAGUCACAGUUAACUAAAUUAAAUAUGCACAUAAAGUGUAGGAUGACUAAGAGUAUGCCUUUUAACACCUUUUCUGGAAAAUAAGUUAGAAAAUAAAAAUACUAAAGGCAACUUUUGGAAGUCAGUUAUAUGCUCACCAAAGUCAGACGACAUGAAACUUGUGGCUUUGUCCCAAAAAUGAGCAAUAAUGUCUGAAGAACAGA
Messenger RNA from Tyto alba (common barn owl), 3591 nucleotides. RefSeq names its product 1-aminocyclopropane-1-carboxylate synthase-like protein 1. Gene Ontology annotation, molecular function: transaminase activity; pyridoxal phosphate binding. Lineage: Eukaryota; Metazoa; Chordata; Aves; Strigiformes; Tytonidae. Gene Ontology annotation, biological process: amino acid metabolic process; biosynthetic process. The record is from RefSeq and is a predicted model, not a curated record.